UGUUACUCUCCUCAUUUUUCUCCGAUCUUGUAUUCCUAUGUUUAUCCCUGAAACAGUGACACAUAUUAUUAUUUUAUUUUAUUUUUUUAUUCUUUUUCAAACAGACAGAACAUAAAAAGUCACAUAAACAAAUCCUUUCUCCACUGUCGGUGCAUUCUCAUGAUCCGGUAACACGUUAUUUCUCUCUUCUUACAACAACAUCCAUCUCCUUCACUUCACUCACCCAUCAAAAUCCUUCACCAAAUUUAUCAACUUUUGGGCCUGAUCUCAAAUGGGUUUGCUUUGAAAAUUCCAAAUAUGAACCAUUUCAUGAUGGGUGAUCCAUGAAGUUUCCAUUUUCUUGUGGUACGUGUAUUGUAUGUUAGUACAUUCUGCAAUUGUAACAUGGAUCUGGGAUAUUUUAGAUUUCUAUGUCUAGCAGAAACAAGAAGAUUAGUUUCAUUGUUGGGAAUAAUAGUAGCUCUAAUUUUAGUUCUUCAGUUUUCUGAACUUCCAAAUACUAAGUUUUUUUCUUCUCUUACUGCCAGAAUCAAAAGUUUUACAUUGGAUACACCUUUGGUUAAUUCUACAAUUGGUGAUAAUAAUGUGAAACUAAAUGCUUCAAAUUCAAACUCUACUAAUCCAUUACAAAAUAUAGCAAUUAGUCCUCAAGCCUCUUCAUUAGAUCAAGUUACAAAUUCAGAAAAGAGUAAACAAAUUGAAACUGUUGUUGGAUUUAGAAAUGAUGGUUCACCAAUGGGUAGUGUUGAUGGAAAAGAUGUUAAUUUAACAUCACAAGGGAAUCAAUCUUCCUUGCUUGCACCACAGCCUAUGAUACCAUUGUCCAACGGAACAUUCUUUGAUUCAAAAAUGUAUCCAAAGGAUGGAAUUUUGGAAGCUUUGCAAGCUAAUUACAAUGCAACAAAAGGUAAUGAUAAGCUCAUGAUUUCAAAGAAUUCCAAAAAGAAGCCAUCGAAAAUAGUUGCGAUAUCUGAGAUGAACUUAAUGUUACAGCGUAACCAUGCUUCUUCUCAGCGACCGAAACCGGCGAGUUCUUCAGCUAUUAAUGUGGAAAUAAUGAAAGUGAAGUCGGAGAUUGAAAAUGCACCUACCAUUAUGAAUGAUUCAAGACUUUACUCACCUUUAUACAGAAAUGUUUCCAUGUUUAGAAGGAGUUACGAACUAAUGGAGAAGAUGCUCAAAGUUUAUAUCUACGCGGAUGGAGACAGGCCAAUCUUUCAUGAGCCAUUACUGGAAGGAAUAUAUGCAUCUGAAGGAUGGUUUAUGAAAUUAAUGGAAGGAAACAAACAGUUUACCACUGAAGAUCCUGAGAAGGCUCACUUGUUUUACAUACCUUUCAGUUCUAGAUUGUUGCAGUUAACUCUUUAUGUUCGUAAUUCACACAAACGUUCGAAUUUAAUCGACUUCAUGAAAAAUCAUGUCGACAUGAUUGCUGGAAAGUACCCUUUCUGGAAUAGAACUAAUGGAUCAGAUCACUUUGUUGUUGCCUGCCAUGAUUGGGCUCCUGCAGAAACAAGAGGGCGUAUGCUUAAUUGUAUAAGAGCUCUUUGCAAUGCUGACACUGAAGUAGGAUUCAAGAUAGGAAAAGAUGUUUCUCUUCCAGAAACAUAUAUAAGAUCAAUUGAGAAUACUGUCAAAAAUCUAGGUGGCAACCCUCCAUCUGAGAGGCCUAUCCUGGCAUUUUUUGCAGGCGGUUUGCACGGUUACGUUCGGCCUAUGCUGUUGAAGUUAUGGGAGAACAAAGAACCUGACAUGAAAAUUUCUGGUCCAUUGCCACAUGUCAAAGGUAAUGCAAACUACAUCGAGCUCAUGAGGAGUAGCAAAUUCUGUAUCUGUGCAAGGGGUCACGAAGUUAAUAGUCCGCGUGUGGUAGAGGCAAUAUUUCACGAAUGCAUUCCUGUUAUCAUAUCUGAUAAUUUUAUUCCUCCUUUGUUUGAGGUUUUGAAUUGGGAAUCAUUUGCUGUGUUUAUCGAGGAGAGACAUAUUGCUUAUUUGAGAGAUAUACUACUUUCUAUACCAGAAGAGAAAUACUUGGAGAUGCAGAAGAGGGUGAAAAAGGUGCAAGAACAUUUUCUUUGGCAUAAUGAGCCUGUUAAGUAUGAUUUGUUUCACAUGCUCCUUCAUUCAAUUUGGUACAAUAGACUUUUCUAUACAAGUUAGAUGUAGUAAUCAUGUGUCAAUUUUGUAGAAAACUCAUUGUGUAAACAUAACAAACAGCUAAAACAGGAAUAAUAUGCUGGUAGGAAAAAAAAUCAUUAGUUCUUGUUGAGGGUCAUUUUUAUCCCCAAAAUGAAGAAAUCAACAUUCAUAGUAGAGUUUGUCAAGCAUAUUAUUGUUUGGUUGCUUGGUGAAAUCAUGAGACCUAUUGUUUUAUGCUUCUUGUGAGAUUUGAUCAAAAUGUAGAAGUGUUUAUCAUGUAACAGCAGAAACAUGAAAUCACUUGUUUACAAAAAGUUUGGAUGGUUUGAGACUUUCUCCUAUGAAAUAAUACAAUUUUUUUUUUCUCCUAUAAA
Medicago truncatula (barrel medic) is the source of this 2513-nucleotide messenger RNA. Its product is annotated as probable glycosyltransferase At5g03795. NCBI's taxonomy places the organism in Eukaryota, Viridiplantae, Streptophyta, Magnoliopsida, Fabales, Fabaceae. Gene Ontology annotation, molecular function: glycosyltransferase activity. The transcript has 4 exons. The record is from RefSeq and is a predicted model, not a curated record. Bases 385 to 2160 code for a protein of 591 amino acids.